AUGGAAUUUAUUUAUUUUAAAAUAUUUUUAACAAAAAUAAUAUUUUUUGUUUUAAUUAACUUAACAUUAGAACAAAAAGAAAUUAAUAAUAUAUCGACACCGUCCCCACCACCAUUUAACACAUUAAAUUCAUUACAAUUAAUAUCAAAAAAUCUUUCCCAAUGCCAUAUUUUGUUAGAAAAAAUUCCCGAGGAAUUAAAAGAAUAUAAUAAACAAUUGGAAUAUGCAUUGAAAUUGGCAAAUAAUAUUUCGAGUGAAGUUGGGGAAGUUUUGCUGAUAAAUGAAGAAAAAGAACUUCCUGGUCAAUUACAAGACCACCAUCGGGAAUGGACAAUAAAUGGGGAUAUUGAAAUUGAAAAUGAACCAGAAAUUCUGAAAGGCAAUAAUGACGGCAUAAAAAUCUUAAAAAAUAAUUUUUUUGAAUUAAACAAAACAGAAUUGUUAACUCUGGAAAAUAUUGAUAAAUAUUUGGAAAGACAGCUUAGACAAGCAAAAAAUAAGUAUAUAAAAAUAUUUGAAAUAAAUAACUAA
Molecule: messenger RNA, 531 nt
Organism: Meloidogyne enterolobii
Lineage: Eukaryota; Metazoa; Nematoda; Chromadorea; Rhabditida; Meloidogynidae
Source: the annotation of a GenBank genome assembly